This is a messenger RNA of Aedes aegypti (yellow fever mosquito), 5998 nucleotides long. RefSeq names its product patched domain-containing protein 3 (gene Ptr). Lineage: Eukaryota; Metazoa; Arthropoda; Insecta; Diptera; Culicidae. Bases 1445 to 4915 code for a protein of 1156 amino acids. The transcript is spliced from 9 exons. Gene Ontology annotation, cellular component: cytoplasmic vesicle membrane; plasma membrane. The record is from RefSeq and is a predicted model, not a curated record.
AGUGUUGCUCAAGCUCUGUAUCCUCGCUCGUCGUCUAGGCUUAGCGGAGCGUUUCGUAUCGCGAAUGCGCAUCGGAGUUCAGCUUGCACGGAUCAACCUGGCCAGUUUCGAACUUACGGUUGUUGCGCGCGCACGGGUUUUACGCUUCCUCCUGCUACCUGCUCUACCAAGGGCCAAGUGGAUCCAUUAGUGGGGUGUCUAUGGGACAUAGUUGGACGGAUAUUAGCGGAGCAGCAGCAGUCUCGCCAUAGCUUCGGGUACUCGGCCGACGAAUAAAUUUGGCAUUCCCCUCAUUAGUGGUUGGACUUUGGGAAUCCAACUGACGGCGACGACAAAACGACGGAGGGAGAGUUUUUGGGUUUUGCAUAAUAGGAGUUUUAAUGAAUUUUAAAAUUCUGUACCCGAAUUGAGCUGGGGUGGCGUAGCGGUUCGAUUGGGCCGAGUAAUUCGUGAUUUUCGCUGAAUUAUUUACAACACGUUGGGCGCCAAUUUUGGGAACUUUCUCCCACGUUGUAACGGAUUGUGUGUCGCAAAGCUAGUGAAUUGUGAAUUUGGUGAUCCUACUGAGUGUUGACGGUUCAAAAUGGGCGCUGGAAGUGUGUUCACGUGUUUUGUCCAGCCGCAAAAUGAUGUGUGAGGGCUUCCCAGUACCAGCGCCAGCUUGAAGACCAGAACCAGAACGAAACAGAUCAAUCGAAAGUGAAGCAUUUUGCGAAAGUCGAUCCGCACUAGCAUUAAAGUGAAACGCUCAAAGUGAUUGUACUAAACUGAAACCCAAAGUGCUAUUUCGGUGUUUUACAAUCCACCGCAAUUAAUGGUUCAACCGCCACGAUCAAGUGCUCAACUAGUUCAAACGGAAAGUUAAGUAAAGUAAGUGAAGCCCCCCUUUUUGUGAGUGUGUUGCGAUGAUGGUCAAUUGCAUCAGCUAGCAAACGCAAACGCCAACGACUUAGAAAGAGAGCUUUCGACGAAACGAGUGACUGCAGAACUUAGCUGCGUGCGCCCAUCCAUUGAUAUUCGACUUCGAUUGUAAGAUAUUGCGCAGGUGCAGGUGCAGUGAACGUGGAAAGGCAGAGUAAACCGAUUAAGGAGACCCUUAAAGUAACAACGACGACGACAACAACGAAGACACCGACAACGAUUUUGACUGUUGAAACUAGACAGCGGGAAUUUUUAUGACUUUACGAUCUCCGGAACGAGAAAGAGAAGCCUUUGGAGUUCGAAGUGGUGGUUCGCUGUAGUGUUCACUUCUACAUUAACGUACCCAGUGCAGUAGAAGCUAGUGCUGUUUUCCGAGUUUUUGGAAAUUUUCGGAAGGUUAUCGAGAAAAAAGAAAGACGGAGACCGGUGAAGAAGUGAACCAGUACAAGGAAGAUAUCGAAAAAAAAACACACACACAGAAUCGGAGAAUCGGUGGGCAACUGCGGUGCAGAACUCAUUCAAGAUGGCUUGCGGUAUCUCGUGCGUGGACAAUGCUCUGAAUCGUACGUUUUACAAGUUGGGCAUCUUCAUCGGACGACAUCCGGGCUACUUUCUUAUAGUGCCAGUGCUGCUGGCCCUACUUUGCAUGACCGGCUACCAACAGAUCCGCUACGAAAUCGACCCCGAGUACCUGUUUUCGCCAAUCCGAGGCGAGGGCAAAUCGGAACGUGCCAUCGUCGAGAACUACUUCAAGGUCAACUACACACACCGGUUCAACGUGGGCCGCAUCACACGGCCGGGUCGCUUCGGUCGAGUGAUUGUUAUCUCCAAGGAUGAGGACAAAAAUCUGCUGCGGACAGAAGUGUGGGAGGAGCUUCGGCUGCUCGAUGGGAUCAUCCAGAAUGCCACCGUCCACUACGAUGGCGAUACGUUCACCUACAAGGAGACGUGUGCCCGAUGGGAGGGUGAGUGUUUCACCAACGACAUCCUGAACCUGGAUCAGAUCAUCGGAGAGGUGGAAGCCGGCGACCUGAACCUAACGUUCCCGGUCAUGUUUAACCCGGUGACAUGGGACGCGCACGUCUUUCCGGUGUUCUUUGGCGGGACGCAAGUGUCCGAGGACAACCUGAUCAUUUCGGUGCCGUCGCUGCAGCUGGUGUACUUCGUGACGGCUGACUCCAAGCGGCAGGACGCGCGCGGUGCCGCCUGGGAAGAGGCCUUCCUCGACGCGGUCGGUUACGCGGAAGAUAACGGUGUCUUCAAGCACAUCUCGGUCGCCCGGUUCGCGUCGCGUACUCUUGAUCACGAGCUCGAAAAGAACACCCGAACGGUCGUGCCGUACUUCAGCUCGACCUUCAUCCUGAUGGCGGUUUUCAGUGUUGUGACGUGUAUGAUGGGUGACGUGGUUCGGUCCAAGCCCUGGCUCGGUCUGAUGGGAAACGUGUCGGCGGUGAUGGCGACGAUGGCCGCUUUCGGGCUGGCCAUGUACCUUGGCAUCGAGUUCAUCGGCAUCAAUUUGGCGGCACCGUUUCUAAUGAUCGGAAUCGGUAUCGACGACACGUUCGUCAUGCUCGCUGCCUGGCGACGCACCUCGGUGAAGCUGUCGGUGCCGGAGCGCAUGGGUCACAUGAUGUCCGAGGCGGCCGUAUCGAUCACCAUCACCUCGCUGACCGACAUGAUCUCGUUCUGGAUCGGAAUUGCCAGUCCGUUCCCGUCGGUGCGUAUCUUCUGCACCUACAGUGGGUUUGCCGUGUGCUUCACAUACCUGUGGCACGUGACCUUCUUCGCCGGCUGUAUGGCCGUGUCCGGAUACUGCGAGUUCAAGAAUCUUCACGCCAUCUUCGGCUACAAAGUGCUCCCGGAGUCGGUCGCCAUCAAAGAAAAGCGAUCAUGGUUGUACCGGAAGCUCAACACCGGCGGAAUCAACCGGGACGAUCCGGACAACCCCGUCGAUAACAAGGAGCACUUGCUGAUGAAGUUCUUCCGCGACACGGUGGCCAGCAUCCUGAACAAGGGCUGGGUCAAGGCGUUCAUCAUUGUGAUCUUUGCCGCGUACCUGGGCGGAGCCUGCUUCGGACUGACCAAGAUCAAGGAAGGUCUCGAGCGGCGCAAACUCUCGAAGGCGGACUCGUACUCGGUGAAGUUCUUCGACCUGGAGGACGACUACUAUCGGGAGUUUCCCUACCGGAUCCAGGUGAUCAUAACCGGCCAGUUAAACUACUCCGAUCCGGAAACGCAGAUGCAGAUCGAGGAUUUGAUGCAAUCUUUGGAAAACACGUCGUACAUCAGUUCACCACUGUACAGCGAAUCAUGGCUGCGAUCGUUCGUUGCGUACGUCGACCGAAACAAUGACUACUUAAAUCUUACCCUGGACAGUGAGGAGGCAUUCAUUAAGGCUCUGAAGGAUAUUUGGCUGUUCCCAGCGAAUCCGUUUUCACUGGACGUGAAAUUCAGCGACGAUGGCAAAAGGAUCGAGGCUUCCCGUUUCAUGGUGCAGGCCGUUAACAUUACCGACACCAAUCACGAGAAGAUCAUGGUGAAGGAUUUGCGGGAUAUUUGUAAGGCAUCACCACUCAAUGCGACCGUGUUCCAUCCGUACUUCGUGUUCUUCGAUCAGUUCGAACUGGUUCGUCCGACGUCGAUUCAGUCGAUGGUGGUCGGAGCACUGAUCAUGAUGUUGAUAUCGUUCAUUUUUAUACCGAAUUUCUUGUGCUCACUAUGGGUCGCGUUUUCGAUCGUAAGUAUCGAGCUGGGAGUGGCAGGAUACAUGAGUCUUUGGGAUGUGAAUUUGGAUUCGAUUUCAAUGAUCAACCUGAUUAUGUGUAUUGGGUUUUCGGUAGACUUCACGGCACACAUUUGCUACACUUACAUGUCAAGUAAAGCACGCACGCCUGAUGAGCGGGUACGGGAAGCCUUGUACGGGUUGGGAAUGCCGAUCAUGCAGGGAAGUGUCAGUACGAUCUUAGGCGUGAUAGCACUACUGCUUGCGGACAGCUAUAUAUUUUUGGUGUUCUUCAAAAUGGUGUUCCUGGUCAUCUUCUUCGGAGCAAUGCAUGGCUUGUUCCUGUUACCGGUGCUUUUGUCGUUGUUCGGGCCUGGAUCGUGUAGUACGUAUCCAGAAGAUGAUCUGAAGCUGUCUUCUGUUGAAAAGUCCUACCCACAUCCGUACUGCAUAUCGCAUCCCCAACUAGCGUUGACCGGAGCGUUUGGAAGUAAAACCUUCCUAGGAGCACCUUACAAAGCGUACGGAGAUGAGAAAGAUCUAGGACUGGGAACUUCUGGGGAAGACUCCAGUGAGAGUUCAAGUAGCAAAUCUCAGCGGAGACAAGCGAUCGAGGAUGAAAAUACCAGGAGACGGUACGAGGAAGGAUGGCGUAGAUCUUCACAUAAUUUGACUGGACAGAGCCAAUUCCAGCCAGUGCUAGAUCUGUACGGACAGGAUGCCGUUUGGGCGAAGCCAGCAGGCAAGCUACCGUUGAAUAUCGGUUCCAGUCGGUAUGGGUACGACGAUAUGUUGAACAUUGCUCAAGGUCAAACAGCAACAAAGAAGAAAUUCGAUUUUGACCCCGAUCGCGAGCGCGAUCGCAGGAAGUCGGAGGAGAACCGACCGCGCAAAGCUCGCUACGAAGACAACCGAACGUUUGAAGACGAUGAAGCCGUGGAAGAGGAAUACCAACACACGAACCGGUACUACAUGUACGAUACCAGCCACGUGAAACGUCUAUCUAACGAUAGUCAUAAUAGUGGCAGUGAUAGCAAUAAUAGCAAUAAUCGUCGAAAAUAUUCCGAUGAGAGUGAUAAAGACAAACAUCGACGAUACAGCGAUGAGCGUCGACCCAGGAAAUUCACCCCACCGGAGGGAAUCUACAAGCAGAACCCACAUCGUUCGUCCUCGCAGCACAAUUUGUACUAUCCUAGACAACCACCACAGCGGACUUCCUCCCAGAGCAGUCUACACCAGCUGCGGCACAUGGGUGACAUGAGAUUUCCUUGAACGCUAGGCCCUAGCCUGAGCUGUGUAUUAUGUGUAAUUGUAUUGAGAACCGGUAGCAGCGGGUGGAUCUGUGUUUAGCAACCUAUAACUUUAAGUAGGCAAAUCAAUGACUUUGAAACACACCCCAACUCCACAAAUCCCCUUUCCUACCUUAAUCCUGAGUCUGAACCUUCUCAUCCCCUUCCACGUUAUUUUUUGCUCAAAUGUUCAUUAGCUGUGUAAGUACUGUGUAAGAAAUAUCGACCACUUCUAAAUGUAAUUACGACGACUGGUGCGACCUCUGUCCAAAACUAGGUGGUCGCACACCCCUAACUCCGUAGCUGUGUAAAUUUAAGCUUCGAUCCCGCACUCCCUAGCGACCUAAAAUACCUAUUAUAGAAAACCGAAAACCAGAAAAAUCUCUUGGCCAUCCCAUUGAAGACAGCCUUAAGAACCUGUGUAUUAUAUUAGCGGAAGAAGGUGAAAGUGUGAAUUUAUUAUAUUAAAGUACAUAUUAGAAGUGAAUGCAAGCGUACUAACUAACAUGUGUGAGCGAGUGUUUGGUGAGUGAGAUCUGAUUAUAUUUUUGAAAACGUUUAUUAUCUAUAUGUAAUUUUCACACGAUAACUGAUGUUCGCGCCCUCAUCUAACUUAAAAUCUUUAUAAAAUAUAUGUAAAGCUAAAUAUUAAUUGUUAAACUACAAGGAAAACCAGAGAAACAGAGAGUGUUAUUUAAUUAGAACCGUAGAAGGUCGUAAAGGAUGAGAAAAACGUGAAAUGAAAAAUAUAUUUUGGUACGUGGAUCGACGAUGGAACGUAUAGUGGGAAAUGACUAUAUCCACUGUUACUUAGAAUUAAGUGAAAACAAAACACCAUCCAAGGAAAAUUUUUGAUUGUACUAGAGUUCGAUGUUCUCGUGUCUCUAUGCUUGCUGCACGAAUAAUGGCGAAGCUCGAGAACGAAUGGAAAAUCGGUGGGAUGAAGAACUGCAACCUCCUACCGGUAGGUGCAUACAAUAUCUAAGGGACCUAUCUUGGGUAAAACUAGAGCAAUAUACAACAGACUAAUUUAAAACUGAGGCCAAUAAAUUUUGUAUGAAAAUAA